AUGGAUAACCUUUCCUACAACACGGCUGAGGCCGCGACCUCGACAGUUGGAGGGCAAGUCUUUGUUUUGACGACCACGGCUGCUGAUACCGCGCACUACGGGGCCUUGAGACGAGGAGCUGGCUGGGUCGUCUACGCCUAUCCGCCCAUCUACUUCGCGACCACACUGCUGGCCAAGAACGAUAUCCUGAUAAAGUGGGGGAACUACACGCGGCUCAUGGCGGCCAGCACGCUGAUCUACAUCACCGCCAUCUUUGUCAACCUAUUCCUCUGCUCGCCCAUACGCAAGUCGUGGGACUUUUUCGCUCCCGGCACGUGCCCCGACUGCCAGCGCGUCUACGGCUCCGUCGCACGACUGGUAAUUUAUCUAUGGGAGAGCGGACGGGAUCCCGAGUUCUCUAGUGCCUAUGGUCAGGGACGGUGGAGCCUCAAGCAGCAGCGGAAAGUAGCAGAGGAACAACACCGGGGGCUGAAAAACGACGUGCAGCUACAGAAGCGUGAGAAUGAGAAUGCUGUCAGUAAUAUACUCACGGCCAAGGAGAAGAGCCUUGACGAGGUGCAGCAGCAGUCGGCCCACGAACGGACCAGGAAUAAGAUUCUGGACCCUGACGGCCAGCAGAAGAAGAUGGACGGGCUGGAACUAAAGUUCGACGGUAUCAACACAACCAUUGUGCUCAUAUGCCUCGCCAGCAACAUGAAGAUCACGACAAGUGGAGAUCAGCUUCCAGUGCAGCACCUUGGUGAGGCGGGAGGGCAGUUUUCGCAGAUGCGCAGCUCGUACUUGAUCUUGCGACAUCUGCUGUGGAAGACGGUGGUGGACGGCUUCUUUGGCCCGUCUUGCGACGGGUCGGGAACGGCGGAGACGACCUCGAGCCUGUCAAGAUUCUUCGUUCUGGGGUUAUUUACUUCCAGCACAGGCUGGACUACUAGUCACGUUUUGUAG
Lasiosphaeria miniovina is the source of this 942-nucleotide messenger RNA. RefSeq lists its product as uncharacterized. The record is from RefSeq and is a predicted model, not a curated record. Lineage: Eukaryota; Fungi; Ascomycota; Sordariomycetes; Sordariales; Lasiosphaeriaceae. Bases 1 to 942 code for a protein of 313 amino acids. The transcript has 9 exons.